This is a messenger RNA of Anolis carolinensis (green anole), 1512 nucleotides long. RefSeq names its product actin, alpha cardiac muscle 1. The transcript has 7 exons. The record is from RefSeq and is a predicted model, not a curated record. NCBI's taxonomy places the organism in Eukaryota, Metazoa, Chordata, Lepidosauria, Squamata, Anolidae. The coding region runs from base 102 to 1235 and encodes 377 amino acids.
AGGGGACAGGGGGAGGUCAGGGGUAUAUAUCACCCAAGGCAGCUCAGGUUGACAACUGCUCUUCCUCCCUGAGGCCACUGCACGAACUGUGAGCCACCAACAUGUGUGACGACGAGGAAACCACUGCCUUGGUCUGUGACAACGGCUCUGGCUUGGUAAAGGCUGGCUUUGCUGGUGACGAUGCCCCCCGAGCUGUCUUCCCCUCCAUCGUGGGGCGGCCAAGACACCAAGGUGUCAUGGUGGGCAUGGGUCAGAAAGACUCCUAUGUGGGAGAUGAAGCUCAGAGCAAAAGAGGUAUUCUCACCUUGAAAUACCCCAUCGAGCAUGGCAUCAUCACCAACUGGGAUGACAUGGAGAAGAUUUGGCACCACACUUUUUACAAUGAGCUCCGGGUCGCCCCUGAGGAGCACCCCACCCUCCUGACGGAGGCACCCCUCAACCCCAAAGCCAACCGGGAGAAGAUGACCCAGAUCAUGUUUGAGACCUUCAACGUACCCGCCAUGUACGUGGCCAUACAGGCAGUGCUUUCCCUCUAUGCCUCCGGGCGUACGACUGGGAUAGUGUUGGAUUCUGGGGACGGCGUCACCCACAACGUACCCAUCUAUGAGGGUUAUGCCUUGCCUCAUGCCAUUCAGAGACUGGAUCUGGCUGGCCGUGAUCUCACUGACUAUCUGAUGAAGAUCCUAACUGAGCGGGGCUAUUCCUUUGUUACUACAGCUGAGCGAGAGAUUGUUCGAGACAUCAAGGAGAAACUAGGUUACGUGGCUUUGGACUUUGAGAAUGAGAUGGCUACUGCUGCUUCCUCCUCUUCUCUGGAAAAGAGCUAUGAGCUACCUGAUGGGCAAGUGAUCACCAUUGGCAACGAACGUUUCCGAUGCCCUGAGACCCUCUUCCAGCCCUCUUUUAUCGGAAUGGAGUCCGCAGGUAUCCAUGAAACCACUUAUAACUCCAUCAUGAAGUGCGACAUUGACAUCCGGAAGGACCUCUAUGCCAACAAUGUCCUCUCUGGGGGCACCACCAUGUACCCUGGGAUUGCUGACCGUAUGCAGAAGGAAAUUACAGCGUUGGCUCCCAGCACUAUGAAAAUCAAGAUCAUCGCUCCUCCUGAGCGGAAGUACUCUGUGUGGAUCGGGGGCUCCAUCUUGGCUUCCCUCUCCACCUUCCAGCAAAUGUGGAUCAGCAAGCAAGAGUAUGACGAAGCUGGGCCAUCUAUCGUCCACAGGAAAUGUUUCUAAACAUCUCUAUGCCAUUGCACUUCCCCAGUGUUCUGCUACUCAUUUCGUGGCACAACUACCAUCUCAAAUUUCAGGACACUCAGUCCUUUUUUCCACUACAUCAAAAUCCCAAAGCCAUGAAAAAAAAGAAAUGUUUCUGAAGGCACAUUAGUUUCUCAGGAACCUAUUUACACAGUUGUGCUCUUCCUGGUGCUUCUUCCAAUGGAGAUGAUGCUCAAGUCCCUUCAACAUACACCUGUGUUUUUCAAAAGUAAACACGUCUUUAAAAAUUGUCAAA